Fraxinus pennsylvanica is the source of this 4242-nucleotide messenger RNA. The record is from the annotation of a GenBank genome assembly. Lineage: Eukaryota; Viridiplantae; Streptophyta; Magnoliopsida; Lamiales; Oleaceae.
AUGAGGGUGAGGACUGGUCCUUCAGUUGUCAACUCAACUGAUGAUGAAGAUGCCGCCAUGGUCAUCGCCAUUGUGGGGAUUGUUGAGGAUUGCUUUGAUUGCCUUCAAAUCCAUUCAAUUCACUCUCACCUUUUCCUAGACGAUAACAACAAACAAACUUGUAUUUUCUCUCUCUAUCUCUCUGUCUCCGCUUUCAAUUUCCACAGUUCUGGCUUUUUCUUGGAGGCUGUGGAGGGUGCUCCUUUUAUGUUGAGCAGGCUUAGUUAUGCUAUUCUCCAAUGCUUCAUCCGCGGUGGUGGAUCCUCUAUGUCUUCCGGCAAACCAUUAUUGUCUACCUCUGAACUGUCAUCUGCGCCAAGCCCUCACCAUCGCUGUCACUCAUCACUGACAAUCAGCUCACUGGGACGUCUGUGUCACAACACAUCGAUCUCUUCAUAUGUUACUGACGAGACACAAGAUAGCAAUUCUUACUAUCGAAACGAUGAAUUGGAGGACGAAUUGGAGGAAGACAUUGCCCCGUUAGGAGGUGGUUUAAGGAAUUCUGUUGAAUGUCCUGCUUAUCUUCAAACCAGAAAGAAGUUCGAGUCAGUUGACCUUCAGGUGCCACUUCCCCUACCUGAGAGAAAACUCCUUGUGUCAUGGGGUGGUGUGACGGAUCCACAGCACGUUUGGUCUAUGCAUGAAGUUUCUGAGGCUUCAUCUCAAGCUGUUUCUUCUGGGAUCCAGGAUUAUUUGAACAAGUCCCAGAGGUCUGAGAGGUUCCUUCAGAUAAGCAUGCAGCUUAAAGAAAAUUUAUCACAUCAUGAUAACCCUAGGUUGAUCCAUAUUAAUGAUCCUAAGAGGACUAAUGAUAAUUUUGAGUUUUCUGGGAAUGAGAUCCGGACCAGUAAAUAUACAUUCCUUAAUUUUUUGCCUAAGAAUCUCUUCAUUCAGUUCCACCGGGUUGCUUAUUUGUAUUUUUUAGCUAUUGCUGCUCUGAACCAGCUUCCACCUCUUGCUGUCUUUGGGAGAACAGUAUCCCUUGUCCCUCUUCUGUUUGUGCUUACUGUAACAGCUGUAAAAGAUGGUUAUGAGGACUGGCGAAGACACAGGUCAGACAGGAAUGAGAAUAACCGGGAAGCUCUAGUGCUUCAAUCUGGGGAAUUCAAUCCAAAAAGAUGGAAAAAGUUACAGUCUGGUGAGGUAGUGAAGAUCUGUUCUGAUGAGACAAUUCCUUGUGAUAUGGUGUUGCUGAGUACAAGUGAUCCUAGUGGAAUUGCCUAUAUCCAGACAAUGAAUUUGGAUGGCGAGUCAAACUUGAAGACAAGGUAUGCAAGGCAAGAAACAAAUAAAUUAUUACUUGAUGGGACAAUAAUAUCCGGGGUUAUCACAUGUGAACAGCCAAACAGGAAUAUCUACGAGUUCACAGCCAACUUGGAGAUAAAAGGGCAAAGGUUUCCUCUCAGCCAGUCGAACAUUAUUUUGCGAGGUUGUCAGCUUAAGAACACAGAAUGGGCAAUUGGAGUAGUAGUUUAUGCUGGACAGGAGACAAAAGCUAUGCUGAACAGUGCAAUGUCACCUGCUAAACGCAGCAGAUUGGAAACCUACAUGAACCGGGAAACAUUUUGGUUGUCAGUUUUUCUUUUAAUCAUGUGCCUUGUUGUUGCAAUUGGGAUGGGCUUAUGGUUAAAUAGCCACAAGAAUCAACUUGAUACAUUGCCUUAUUACCGGAAAAUAUAUUUUGAGAAGAAGAAGUUCGGGAAAAAGUACAAAUAUUAUGGAAUUCCAAUGGAGACCUUUUUUUCUUUUUUGAGUUCUAUCAUUGUGUUUCAGAUAAUGAUUCCGAUAUCUCUUUAUAUCACUAUGGAGCUGGUUCGGUUGGGACAAUCAUAUUUCAUGAUUGGUGACAGGCAUAUGUAUGACAGUAGCUCUGAUUCAAGGUUUCAGUGCAGAUCCUUGAAUAUUAAUGAGGAUUUGGGACAAAUACGCUAUGUAUUUUCUGAUAAGACGGGCACACUAACAGAAAACAAGAUGGAAUUCAGAAAAGCAAGUGUUUGGGGAAAGCGAUAUGGUAGCACACUCUCUGUGGAUGGAACAGGCCACACAAAUGUUGGAGCGGAAGCUGUCUUGGAGGCUAGAAGAACAUGGAAGCUCAAAUCUGAAAUUACCCCUGAUUCUGAACUCCUCAAAUUGUUGCACAAUGAUUUGUCUGAAGACGAAAGGAUUGCUGCACACGAAUUUUUUCUGACACUCGCAGCAUGUAAUACCGUGAUUCCUAUUCCCACCCAAUCUCCAUCUUCUAUUGACACUGACAGUACAUUGGGGGCCAGUUAUGGAAUCAUCGAUUAUCAGGGUGAAUCUCCUGAUGAACAGGCACUGGUUGCUGCAGCGUCUGCCUAUGGGUAUACCCUUUUCGAGCGGACAUCUGGGCAUAUUGUAGUUGAUGUCAAUGGUGAGAAAUUAAGGUUGGUUGUUUUGGGUCUUCAUGAGUUUGAUAGCGUGCGUAAAAGAAUGUCUGUUGUUAUCAGAUUUCCAAAUGAUACUGUAAAGGUAUUGGUGAAGGGGGCUGAUACAUCUGUGUUCAGCAUUUUAAAGAGAGACCAUCCUGAUGAUAAUCAUACAAAACAUGCUACACAGAGUCAUCUGAAUGAAUAUUCAUCUGAAGGUUUGCGCACCCUAGUUGUUGCUUCUAGGGACCUUACAGGUGAAGAACUCGUGGAAUGGCAGUCCAUGUACGAAGAUGCAAGCACAUCCUUGACAGACAGAUCUAUAAAAUUGCGUCAAACAGCAGCUCUUGUAGAAUGUGACUUGACCCUACUUGGGGCCACUGCAAUCGAGGAUAAGUUACAAAAGGGUGUACCAGAAGCCAUUGAGUCCCUGCGGCAAGCCGGAAUAAAGGUGUGGGUUCUUACUGGAGAUAAACAAGAGACAGCCAUUUCUAUUGGUCUUUCUUGCAAACUCUUGACUGCAGAUAUGGAACAGAUUAUUAUAAAUGGAACUUCAGAGAGUGAAUGUAGAAAAUUUCUUUGUGAUGCUAAGGCCAAAUAUUGUGUGAAAUCUGCAAAUAGCUGUGACCAGAUAUCAGAAUGGAGAAAGAAUACUGAAAAUCAUUACCUUGAGAUUCCUCUUGGCAAAAAGUUAUCUAGUUUACAACAGCAGAAUGCAGGACAGGAGGAAGGAACUUCUUUUGGACCACUAGCACUUAUAAUUGACGGGAAUAGUCUGGUUUACAUAUUAGAGAAAGAUCUGGAGUCUGAGCUAUUUGACCUCGCAACUUCGUGUAAGGUUGUGCUUUGUUGUCGUGUAGCACCCUUGCAAAAGGCUGGAAUUGUAGACCUGAUCAAAUGUCGGAGCGAUGAUAUGACUCUAGCCAUUGGUGAUGGGGCUAAUGAUGUUUCCAUGAUCCAAAUGGCGGAUGUUGGUGUUGGAAUAUGUGGUCAAGAAGGGCGUCAAGCAGUAAUGGCCUCAGAUUUUGCAAUGGGACAGUUCAGAUUUUUGAAACGAUUGCUUUUGGUGCAUGGACAUUGGAAUUAUCAGCGCAUCGGUUAUCUGGUUCUUUAUAACUUCUACCGUAAUGCUGUUUUCGUGUUAAUGCUUUUCUGGUACAUUCUGUAUACAGCUUUUUCAACGACUUCUGCACUGACAGACUGGAGCAGUGUUUUUUAUUCGGUUUUAUAUACUUCACUACCUACUAUUGUUGUCGGUAUUUUGGACAAGGACUUAAGUCACAAGACAUUGUUGAAUUAUCCAAAACUCUAUGCUGCAGGCCAUCGGCAGGAGAGCUAUAAUAUGUCCCUCUUCUGGAUCACUAUGCUCGACAUGCUAUGGCAGAGCCUUGUUCUCUUCUAUAUACCCUUGUUCACCUAUAGGGAUAGCACAAUUGACAUAUGGAGUAUGGGUAGUUUGUGGACAAUUGCAGUUGUUAUCUUAGUCAAUAUGCAUUUGGCAAUGGAUAUUCAGCGCUGGGUUGUUAUUACUCACAUCUCAUUAUGGGGAUCAAUAAGUAUCACAUACGGUUGCAUGGUGGUGCUUGAUUCUAUACCCGUGUUUCCUAAUUAUGGUACAAUAUACCAUCUGGCAAAGUCACCAGCUUAUUGGCUCUCCAUUUUCCUCAUAACAGUUGUAGGGUUGCUUCCUCGUUUUGUUUUCAAAGUUCUGCAACAAAUUUUCUGGCCUUCAGAUAUCCAAAUUGCCAGAGAAGCAGAAAUACUGAGAAAAAGACGGCCUUUUUUUGGUCCGAAGCCAGAUCGGAUUUCAAGCUGA